Elgaria multicarinata webbii is the source of this 10061-nucleotide messenger RNA. RefSeq names its product mitogen-activated protein kinase kinase 7 (gene MAP2K7). NCBI's taxonomy places the organism in Eukaryota, Metazoa, Chordata, Lepidosauria, Squamata, Anguidae. Gene Ontology annotation, molecular function: ATP binding; protein kinase activity. Gene Ontology annotation, biological process: protein phosphorylation. Bases 5 to 1318 code for a protein of 437 amino acids. The record is from RefSeq and is a predicted model, not a curated record. The transcript has 12 exons.
GAAGAUGGCGGCGUCCUCGCUGGAGCAGAAACUGUCCCGCUUGGAGGCCAAGCUGAAACAGGAGAACAGAGAGGCCCGGAGGCGCAUCGACCUCAACUUGGAGAUCAGUCCGGCCCGGGCUCGGCCUAUUAUUGUGAUCACUCUAAGCCCUGCUCCCGCUCCAUCCCAACGUGCAGCAUUGCAGCUUCCCUUAGCCAAUGAUGGCAGCAGCCGAUCCCCCUCUUUGGAGAACUCACCCCAGCACCACACUCACCCAUCACGCCCCCGAAACAUGCUGGGCCUGCCUCCUCAGCCAUCAUUCCUCCCCCGGAGCAUGGAGAGUAUAGAGAUUGAUCAGAAACUGCAGGAAAUUAUGAAGCAAACAGGUUACUUGACUAUCGGAGGGCAGAGGUACCAAGCAGAAAUCAAUGACCUAGAAAAUCUGGGUGAGAUUGGAAGUGGGACAUGUGGACAGGUGUGGAAAAUGCGUUUCAAGAAGACAGGGCACAUCAUAGCUGUGAAGCAAAUGCGUCGUUCGGGCAACAAAGAGGAGAACAAGAGGAUCUUGAUGGACCUGGAUGUGGUGCUAAAGAGUCACGACUGUCCCUACAUUGUUCAGUGCUUUGGGACUUUCAUUACGAAUACUGACGUUUUUAUAGCCAUGGAGCUGAUGGGCACGUGUGCAGAGAAACUGAAAAAACGCAUUCAGGGGCCUAUCCCUGAGAGGAUCCUAGGAAAGAUGACUGUGGCAAUUGUCAAAGCACUCUACUAUCUGAAAGAGAAGCAUGGUGUCAUCCACAGAGAUGUGAAGCCUUCCAAUAUCUUGUUGGACGAGAGGGGGCAAAUCAAACUGUGCGACUUUGGGAUCAGUGGGAGGCUGGUGGACUCGAAAGCCAAAACCCGAAGUGCUGGUUGUGCGGCAUAUAUGGCGCCUGAGAGAAUAGACCCCCCUGAUCCCUCAAAACCAGAUUAUGAUAUCCGUGCAGAUGUGUGGAGCCUGGGCAUCUCUCUGGUUGAGCUGGCUACAGGUCAGUUUCCCUACAAGAACUGCAAAACAGAUUUCGAGGUCCUCACCAAGGUGUUGCAAGAAGAUCCUCCCCUUCUCCCAAACAACAUGGGAUUUUCUGUGGAUUUCCAGUCCUUUGUGAAAGACUGCCUUACUAAAGAUCACAGGAAGAGACCAAAGUACAACAAGCUACUUGAACACAACUUCAUCAAGCGUUACGAAACACUGGAAGUGGACGUGGCCUCCUGGUUCAAGGAUGUCAUGGCUAAGACGGAGUCCCCCCGCACGAGCAGCAUCCUCAGUCAGCACCACCUGCCAUUCUUCACCAGGUAGCUGUGUAGUGUGGUGGUUGUGCCAGGGCAGGGGCCCCUUGGCAGCCAGAGCUCACAAGGUGGGGCGAGCGAGAGAGCACCACAGCAGGCACCUGUCUUCACAAGAGCAACUCUUCAGUGGCAUGAAUGGUUUGCUUCACCUGCUCCUUCACCCCUGCCCAUUUCAUCUUCUUCAGUGUUUCCAGGAAGAGAUGGGGGUAGUUGUCUGGUCUUUGUGGAACUUUGGGCGUAUUCCGGAGCCUUUUGCAUCUCAGGCACUGAGCAGCCCAAGAAUACAAGGCUCUGGGCAAGAAGGCCUUUUCCAGCCUGUGCUUGUAUGUUUCUGUGGUUGAGCGUCUGCCAUCAGGAGUUGUCACCAAGUGACCACGUGCUCCCUGCUUGUCUCCCUCCACCGGUACUGGAGGCUCAAGGUUGUGCAACAGUGUUCCUGGCUCACGCACUGUGAACAGACACAAAACACACAAAAGGAAAAAGAAAAGAUAUUUUUUUUACCACUUAUUUAUUAAGUUUGGACUUCUGGUGCUGCGGGCUGCCUGCUGCACCCGUUCACCAAUCCCUGCGUUAUUACAUGUCCUUUUUGUUUUUGUUUGUGUUUUUGGGUUUGUAUUUGCUGAGGGGGAAUGGGGCUGGGGGUAGAUGAGUCAGCUGCUGCUUUAGAUUCUGAGCUUAACUAUUGCUGUUGUCUUGAUUUCAUUUUUUCUUAGGGCUGGGGGGACAGGAAAGGGAAAGUCUGAAGAUUAUUCUCACCCAAGAGUAGCUCAGUUAAAGUGAUUGUUUUUCCCUCUUCAAUUCUUUUUGAUCUCAGGGGUUCCUAUUCUUUUGUUUUGAGUGUGAACAAAGUUUUGUCAAUGGUGUUUUAUUUACCAAAGUGUGUGUUUGGUGCUAGGAUAAAUGCUUGUUCAUUUUCUUCAAGUAUUUAAGAAAAGGAACAGCAAAACUUAAAGAUAAUCCUGGCAUCAAGAAAGCCAUUUCUAAAAAAGAUUCAGCCCAAAUGAUCUCUUACUGCUGUGACUUGGGGAUUCUUUUUUCUUUUCUUUAAAAAAAACCAACUAGAUGGUAACACAUUUAUACCCUCUGAUCUCUUGUGGAGUUUCUAGGCUAGAUUCUUAACUGGAGACAAUUGUGUAUUUCCAGUUGAGGAAUUGCCAGUUUGCUCUUUGGAGAUUGUGGGCUAGAAUCUGCACUGCCUGGUUGGAUGCCCAAAUUGUGUGCAUUCUCAGAGGCGGGUUCCUAAACGAUGCAAAAGGCUCAGCGGAUGAAGGAGGGUGAGCACUCACUUCAGUCCUUCUUCGUUUCACAACACAGCUUCAUUCCUGCUCGUGUUUUCCACAGGAUAAGAAGACUGGAGGGACAAGUUCUAGUCACCUAUAAUUUCAAGGUGCCUCUUAGACUGACAGUCUUUCCCAGUUUGAUGGGGUCAUUCCUCAGGAACCGAGUUGUCUGGGUCACUGAAGUUGUCAUGUCAUCGUUUAGGGGCAGCCAUUGUCACCAGCAGCUUUCGGAAUGAGAGGUGGCCAGAGACUUUGGGGAAUGGGUCCUGGUUUUCUUCUGGAGUCAAUCUCUCACUAACAGAGGCUAACACACAACCCUGAAGCUCUGCAUGUUCACCUGAAAGUGAGGCUCAUUCCUGCUUUCUCCUGCUAGCAAAGGUUUGAAUAUUGUGUUCUUUGCACUCUUACUCUGAUCAGCUUAAUUUUUGAGUUAGUGUUUUAACUCGUGGCACAGGUAAGAAAGGGCUCCAUAUGGCAGCACCUCACUGUACUGUGCUUUCAGAUGUUAUGCCAAGGGCCAUAUUAGGGUACCAUAUAGAUAAGUUUUAUAAACCAAACCCCCCAAAAAUCAAAAACUUUGCAAAAGUUUGAGGCUAAGGUCCUGCAGUGUUUGGGAUGUCCUAAAAAGAGGAUGCAGCUGUGGUCAUUGAUCCAGGGAUAUCUGCCUAGUACCACUAUCUGAGACAGCAUAAGCCGCAUCAAGACUUGCCUAUGUUCUGGCCAUUUCCAAGAGGAGCAGUUGUGGUUGUAGGAAUGAAAGAGCCAAACGUAGGUUUGUUUGGUGGCAGAAUUAGUGGAGGAAGGUGCAAUGUUAGCAUAAUCCAUGCUCAGUCACGGUGUUUGGAUGUGAGAAGCAUGUUUCCAUAAAGUCAGACUGUCCCAGGAAGGGCUGUCAGAAUGGCAGAAUGAAGUUGCUUGCUUUUCUGAGGGAGGGCGUCGCUAGCAGGAGUGUGUUCUAGGACUGUUCUAGGAUUUUAAAAAAUUGACAAUUGUUAACAAAGAAUGCAAGUUGCCAAAUACCGUAGAGAAGAGGGAAUGCUCUGUUCAUAUAAGAUGAAUGGCCUCAGUCCAGGUAGCUGGAACAUGGUUAGAGCACAGUGUAGGAGUUUGUUUCCUGUACUGACCAACCUCACUGGAGAUUGUUAACAUGGCAGCAUUUUAAAAAAAUAUGGAGGAAAAUCCUGUUGCACAUAGGUUUUACAGCUGAAUUUGUGCCAGAGAGGAAACUGUAUGAAAUGCAUUAUUUGAAGAGAGAGACCUAGUGUAUGAGAGAAGGUAGGAAGUGAAGAGAUGGUGAACAUAGAGCUGAUAUAGAUGGUUUCAGGUUAUGAUGGACAGAAACUAUGCUGAGACAAGGAAUGAAUAGUUGUGGAUUUGAUGGAAAUAAAAUAGGAUGAACAAUCAAGACAGAAAAGUCGUCCAAAGUGUGGCUAAGAAAAAACAGGAGAUAAGCUAAAGAGCAGCACACUUGAGAGAUGCUUAGCUUCUAAGAUGGAUUCCCUUUACGAGAAGUUUAUUUGUAUACACCUCAUCUGUGAAGUGGAGGUAUGCUUCCUAAAAUGUCUUUUUAAAAAAAUCCCCAGGAUAUUAAGAAAAUUGGGGAAAUAAUUCCAAAGGCCUUCUGGCCUAGUUUAGAUGUACACAUUCACGGCUUGCUAAGCCACAGUCUCGAACACUGGGGACACAUAUUGGGCUGCACAAACUAAUGCAUGCCCACUGGAGCAUCGUCCACAAGGUAAUGGGAAGAGCACUGCAUGUUUUAGUGGCAAAAGGGAAAUGCAGAUUUCAGUCAAAAUACUGAAAUGGCUAGAGAAAGGGUGGGGCAGAUGCAAAAGCCUAAGGUCUAAGUGGCUGGAAGAUGUGAUGUGAAAUACUUAGUAGAACUAAGGCCCUGAUGAUUGCUUAGUGGGACUGCUGCAGUAGGAUUGCAGUAGAAUUCCCAUUGCAUGUGUGUUAGUGAUCAUGACAGGCCUUCACUCUUCUGCUAGUUUUGGCACCGCACAAUAAUAAUAAUAAUAAUAAUUAUUAUUAUUAUUAUUAUUAUUAUUAUUAUUAUUAUUAUUAUUUAUUUCUUGCCCACCUCUCCACUUUGAUCGAGGCGGGGAACAACAACAAACGAUAAAAUACAUAAUACUCAAUGAAAACAUAAUGUACAUUGUUAAAAGCAUCCUAAAAACAUUUUUAAAACAUCUUUACAGUCCACUGGAUAGGCCUGCCAGAAGAGAUCAGUCUUUAUAGCUUUCUUGAAUGCUAGUAGACUGUUAAGUUGAUGAGUCUCCUCCGGCAGGCCAUUCCACAGUCUGGGAGCUGCAGAAGAGAAGGUCUUCUGGGUAAUAGUUGUUAAUCUAGUUUUUGCUAGCUGAAGCAGAUUUUCCCAGAGGACCUGAGUGUGCGGGGCGGAUUGUACGGGAGAAGGUGAUCCCGCAGGUAGCCUGGACCCAAACCAUGUAGGGCUUUUUAGGCGAUAACCAACACUUUAUACUUUGCUCAGAAACUAAUUGGCAGCCAGUGAAGAGAUUUUAAAACUGGUGUAAUGUGGUCACCCCUAGGUGUACCGGUCACCAGAAACGUCAAGUAUUUUAUUGACCACUUGGGGAAUCCAUCUAGCAAAUUGCUGAUUCCCACAGCUUAGAGGUCUGGGCAGGUCUUUGCAUAGUGUUUUGAUAGGGGAAAUGAAAUACCCUGGAUAGAGAAUGUUGGGAGAAGGUAGGGCGCAGAGAGAGAGGGAAGAAUGAGAAGUGGGCUUCCAAAUUCAGGUUGAAGAAGCAUGUACCAGUUGAAAGAGGCUCCGGGCUGCAUGGAGAAGAGAGUGGGGUUCAAAACUAAACAUUGGGGGAAAGCUCAGAAUGUAUAGAAGGUAAGGGAAAGGGGUAAAGGCGGUGAAUAGAAGUCGGACCUUUCUACACCUAAGGAUUAUCCGAAAUUGGAGGGACAGUCCCGGGGGAAAAGGCAGGUGUAGAAACGGGCGUAGUCUCCUGGGAAGCAGUUGAAUAAUAGCCUUGUCCUAAUAGCUUGUUGGGCUCUGCAGCUUGUGUUUCCAUUUUACUACACUAUUAAAUGUACUUCAGGAAAGUAAACAUACUAGUUGGCAGAGGGAACAGGUGAUAUGUGAUAUCAGCUUGCACUGUCACCGCUCUAACGUGAGCAGGAGAUCUUCACUAAGGUGCUAGCGGUGAAUCUGCCUUCUGACUUGGCAGAAAAGGGCCAGUUUGGUUUUUAGAGCACAAAAUUGGUCAAACUGAUUUAUUAUCAGUUGCCAGCAUGAAUGCGGUUUGAUGGAUUUUGUGCUCUAAAAGCCAAAAGAUGCACCAGGCCACUGGAUGAUUACUAGUAGCUGGCUAGGAAAUCUUAAUCAGGUGGCAAAAUGUUGGGAGACAUCUGACUAUAUGGUAAUGUAAUUAAAUUACCUAGAUGCAGGAGUUGUUGGGUCCAGUGAAUAAGUGCUUCCUAGUAAUUGACCAUUUUUGUCAGUAGAUUUUUUAAAAAACAACUGUUUAAGUUGGUGCCAACUAAGUAUCUGUUGUGUUGCAUUUUGUGACUUCAGAAUCUAAGAAAUCAGCCAUUAUUGAAAGUUGCUUAAAGCAAUGCUUAACUUUUCAACAGGAAGUUUGUACUAUGCAUCCGAUGGCUUUUAUAUCUCUAGUGCAGGAGUGGGGAGCUCCCCCCUGUGCAUUUUUAUGUUAUGAGCUCAGUCACACGAGUUUGCCACUGUCCUUCCAAGCCAAAUAUGCCACUGAUAACAGGCUUCAGCAGAAUUAGGUUGUCUUGCGCUUAGGUAAUUCAGUGCAAUCAUGGUGGAGCUGAAGUCUCUGGUUGAGUAUUUACAAAUGACUAAUGGAGGAAAGGCAUCAGCAAAGUGCUAGAAUUAACAAAAGGAUUUUUAUUAUGAAAAUUAUGCAAGUAACAAUUAAGGUUAAAAUUCUAGGUUGGAAAUAUUUUUUCUCAGGCUGAAAACACGUCUUGUUUCAGGUAUAGGAAAGAAGGAUGAAGAACAUCAGAAAAGAAGUGGUUUAUGUUCCUAAAAAGAGGUUCAGAAUGGUUUGGUGGUUGCUGUAGGUUUUAAGUGGAAGCUUCCAGGUUCACUAGAAAUGUUUGUACCGUUGAGGUGCUGCAUUUGUCCCUUGCAAGAAAUUAGUUUGGAUUCGAUACUCUGUUUCUUUUUGGACUUAAAGAUCCCAAACACUGCAAACCACCUUAAAAAGCUUGGCCUCUUGAAAAGCAUUUUUCUCCCUCCCUUUGACUUCAAGAGAGAAAGCAAGAAUAACCUCUUAUAAGGAGAUCACCGAACUUUCAAGCAUGGAAGGAUGUCUUCCACUUUCAAAAUAAGGUUAAAAUUUAGAUUGGCAUGGUGGGGAGGGUCAUGGGGAAGUGUUAAAGGCUUUUUUCAAAUGUUCAAAAGCACGGGAUGUCUUUUCAAGAAAAAAUGAGAAAAAAAUGCAGUUUUAUUGCAUUUUUAGAAUUAUUUUUUUAAUGUAUUAAUUUAGAACAAAUCUUUGUUAAUGUUAUUUUUAAUCUGGGUGGCUAAAUGUUUACAAUCGCCUGCCUGACAUCUGCUCUUAAAGUGUGUGUGUGGGGGUGGUGGUCUUGGGGCUGGGGGGGGGGCACAUGUGUGCAGCGUGUGAUGCAUGCAAUUCAAAUGGGGGAUUUUAAAACAAACAAAACUGUAAAAAAAAAUCAUGCCAAAGGUAAGGCAGAGACUAGCUGGGUAGAGGGUUAUAUUCUAGGCAUUAGCAUUUCACUAUAUUCUCUAUAUAUCAUAUAUUAUAAAUUUGCAUGUUAAAGUAAAUAGAAGUUACUUCUAUCUUAUAUGGAAAGGGACUUUUAACUUUGGAUUACUUGUAAAUUUGGUCACUUGUCUUGAUUCAGGAUUGCCUGAACACCUUAAGCUUUAGGGGCUGCUUGAUUUUGUAUUUGGUUUUUGUUAUUUUGGUAGCCACCAAACUUUCGCUUUGCUGCCUUUUCAUGACAAAGGGCAUAAUUUAUCCAAAGUUUCAUAGAGGGGUUUGAGAGCAGAGCAACUAAACAGCAGCAGCAAAAUUGAGUUACAGCCAGCAUGAAACUAAUGGUCAAUUUGCAUCUUCUCAAAUACUGUAUCUUCCUUUGCUGGCCUGUCAUACUGGAAUCUACGUGAUGGAAACAUCUGAAGGUUUUGUACCACUGAAGUCCACCUGGACAAUGCUGUCCUCAAUGCUGUACUCUUGCGAGCGGUCAGAAGGUUUCAGUUUAGCUUUGUUUGUUCAACCAACCUUCCUCUUGUUACUUCCAAGUAAUCAAAGCUACACUUGUGCACAUUUAUUUAUUGCCCACAGGGAACUCUGUAUGUGUGUGUGUGUUUAUUUAUUUUUUUAAACUUCCCUUUCUUAUGGAGAGUGUAUUUUUCAUUGAUAGUAUUUGCUGAGUAGGCUGUUCAUCAAAGUGGAGAGAUGGAGCAUAGCAAAUAGGCUUAAUUUCAGGCUGAAGUCUUCAGACCUCUGUUCAACACGUGAUUGAUUUCAAAGAGACUUGCAGUGCUCAGGCUAUUUUGUAGAUGGGCAUGAGAAGUCCUGGAACCAUGGAACUUUGAAAUUCCCAGGAUUUAAUGUCCAAUCUUCAUGGUCUUCAAGGGGCCCAGAAAAAGAUAGAUCAUAAACAGGGUCAAAGAUGUACAAGGUGGCUCAACGGAUUGGUUUCUAUUCUGCUGGGCCUUAGAGCUAACGGCCAGUGGAAUUGCUCAAAGGAGAGAAGGGGAAGAAGGACUGAGGCUGGGAAUCGGAAUAGUCGUGAUUUUGUAGAUUGAUCAAACUCUUGUUGAAGAAUCAUGAGAUUUGCUUUAAACCCAUAAUUGAAACUGAUGUUGAAUAUUUUUGCUUUCCUGCUGGUUUCAGACUUCUAGUGUAGAACAAAUGUUAUACUCAGUUACCAACAAAGUUUUUAAGAAAAAUCUUCCUAAUGUAAAUUAAGCUAUUUUAGAUUAUCUUUCAUAAACCUGAUUCACAAGAGUUGCAGUCAACAACAUAAUGGCUUAGGGCUCCAUAAAACGGAUGAAGACACACACGAGAAUUGUGUUCAUUGGCCAGUGGGUGGGAUGGGGAGAAGAGAUGGCAGGCAUCCGUCAAUGCUCUUCCAAGUAGGGAGAGAGCCCUAUUACUGCCAUCUCCAUCUUAAAUAGUGAAUUUCAGCCAAAAUCGAAGGAAUACAAACUUCAGGAUUGCAAUGCAGGAAUUGGUUAAAAGGAGUGUGCAACAUUAAUUGGUUUGGCGUACAGGAAUGAGGCUUCGUAAUAAUAUCUUUUAUGUCAGGAGAGGUGGUUUCCAUGACUUGUUUCUGACCAUUUGUAUUUUUAGACAUGGAUUGUAUUUUACUCUUAGCAGCACACUGGAGGAACUGCAUUUGUCUGUCAAAACACUUUGUGAUCAGGUCUGAAGAGAAGCCCUAUCCCAUUUAUCCUUCUUGAGGGAAGCUUUUAAAAAAAUCAACCCACCACCUUAUAUAUAAUAUAUCUAUCAUGUAGUGUUUCUGAGUAAUUCAGCUCUAGUUCCACUUUGGUGCUGAAAACCAAACCAUGUUUUAAAAGGAAGUAAUGGUAUUUAUACCAAAGUACUUCAAUGGCUUGUUUGAAAUGUGGGGGCUGGAAACACCUGAUUGCAUAACUUUCAUUGUCCUCCUCGCCUCUCAAAUAAGUGAGGGCCAGUCGAUUUUUUUGCAUAUCCCCACAGGAAGCCACUUGAGGAUGCCAGCUCUCCUCACUUCCGUAUAAAGUCUAGUCCAGUGUGGCAUAUGGAUCCCAUUGAUCUUAGAGGGUUUUCUCACCAGCACCUGAUAUUCCUAGAGGGAUCCAUGUGGCAAGCAUGAGAAGAGAGAUGAGCUAAUUUCUGGUUGGCAUAUAAUUACAGAUCCUGUGUACUGCCUUGGGCCCUCUGAUCAGUUUCUGCACAUGUGAUUGACCAGUUGAUUGAGCUCAUGGCGUUUCCUACAGGCUGAGAAUCUGAAAAGAAAUAGUUAUCUAUUCUCUUUGAAUAUCACUUGUAGCUUGGUUUUUAAAAGUUCAUUGGAGAAUAGUACCUCAAGAGUCAUGUGUGAAGCGCUCCUUUCUGUGCCCCAUAGGAAGUAACUCACCCUGUAGGUUCAAUCCAACAUCCUAAGGCAGUUCAUGGCCACCCAUUUCCCUGUGUUAUUUGCUAGCCAUCUCUCAGUGGGUGUUCACUGUCCUGAAUCCCAUUGCCCGUUACUUGGCAUGUGUGCAGUCUUAGAACAGGGAUUUCCCUCUCCUAGUUAGUACCUCCCCUCCCUUCCUGUAGUCCCAACAGCUUGUCAGAAGUAGUUGCCUGCCUCCCAAGUAGUGAGGUCAGUCUGGUCAAUUUCAGUGGAACUUAAAACACACCUACAAUAGUGUAAAGUAAAUGACAUUCUUCAUUACUUUUGAAAAGCUUUUUUUUUUACUCUGUUUGUAAAAAUCCUCAUAGAAGCUUAAAAAUAAAACUUUUCUUUCCCUAA